GUUAUCAAGCGCAACAUGGCUGCUGAGUUGCCCUUCUUGGCUAUUGAACAAAUUCUGGUAGCUAUGGUUAAUCAAGCGGGUGCCGAUCGCCAGGCCUGUCAUGAACGCCUUCGAGAGCAUAGUCAGGCAGCUGGAUGUAUGGUUAAACUCAAUGGCCUCGAUAAUGACCUCAUUAAGCGCAUUAAGGCCGAUUCCUAUUUUGCGCCGAUCCACGGCCAGCUGGAUCGCUUCCUUGACCCUGAAAACUUUAUCGGUCGUGCAUCAGACCAGGUGGAAUUCGAUUGA
Protopolystoma xenopodis is the source of this 285-nucleotide messenger RNA. The record is from the annotation of a GenBank genome assembly. Lineage: Eukaryota; Metazoa; Platyhelminthes; Monogenea; Polystomatidea; Polystomatidae.